This is a messenger RNA of Morus notabilis, 3107 nucleotides long. Its product is annotated as golgin candidate 6. The coding region runs from base 224 to 2965 and encodes 913 amino acids. The transcript has 20 exons. Gene Ontology annotation, cellular component: ER to Golgi transport vesicle membrane; endoplasmic reticulum; cytoplasm. The record is from RefSeq and is a predicted model, not a curated record. Gene Ontology annotation, biological process: transcytosis; endoplasmic reticulum to Golgi vesicle-mediated transport; vesicle fusion with Golgi apparatus. NCBI's taxonomy places the organism in Eukaryota, Viridiplantae, Streptophyta, Magnoliopsida, Rosales, Moraceae.
CUAAUAAGUUGAGUCAGUUCUGUUGUGCAUUAUAUCCGUCAAAUACCGAAAGUCCAAACCCAGAACAGGAAAAAGGGGAAAACCGAAUCACUAUCAGAAAAACCAAAAUAAUUUAUAUAAAACUGUACAAUUUAUUGAGCUUCCGAAAAGCACGUCAAUCUUUCUAUUUGUCUCAUCAGAUCGAUCACUCCGUAUUCUUCAGGUAUACACAGGAAUCGGGAGCAUGGAUUUGGUAUCUGGUUAUAAGGGUGUUGUUGGUCUCGUUUUUGGUAAUGAGAGCUCUGGCUCAAAUGAAGAUAGCUACGUUGAACGCUUGCUUGACCGUAUAAGCAAUGGUAAGCUGGCAGAGGACAGGAGGAACGCUAUGGUUGAGCUUCAAUCUAUUGUGGCAGAAAGUCGUGCUGCGCAACUAGCAUUUGGUGCCAUGGGCUUCCCUGUGCUGAUGGGCGUGUUAAAAGAAGAACGUGAUGAUGUUGAAAUGGUUCGAGGUGCACUAGAAACUCUUGUAAGUGCAUUGACUCCUAUUGACCAAGGAAAAUCACAAAAGAAUGAGGUUGAACCUGCUUUAAUGAACACUGAUUUGCUUUCCAGAGAAGCAGACAACAUUUCACUUCUUCUGAGUUUGUUGGCAGAGGAUGACUUCUAUGUGCGGUAUUAUACACUUCAAAUUUUAACGGCUCUUCUCACAAACUCUCCAAAUAGAUUACAGGAAGCCAUUCUUACCAUUCCUCGUGGUAUCACUCGAUUGAUGGAUAUGCUUAUGGAUCGUGAGGUUAUACGAAAUGAGGCUUUACUACUUCUUACGUACUUGACUCGUGAAGCAGAGGAAAUUCAAAAGAUUGUGGUUUUUGAAGGUGCGUUUGAGAAGAUUUUCAGUAUCAUUAAAGAAGAAGGUGGUUCAGAUGGUGGUGUUGUUGUGCAGGACUGUCUUGAAUUGCUAAACAAUCUUCUGCGUAACAAUGCAUCCAAUCAGAUAUUACUGAGAGAGACAAUGGGGUUUGAUCCCUUAUUGUUAAUUUUGAAGUUACGAGGAGUUACAUACAGUUUCACGCAACAAAAGACAAUUAAUCUACUGAGUGCGUUAGAAACCAUUAAUUUAUUGAUUAUGGGAGGUUCGGAGGCUGAUCCAGGGAAAGAGGCAAAUAGGCUGACAAAUAAAACAACCCUUGUUCAGAAAAAAAUGUUGGACCAUCUUCUCAUGUUGGGUGUUGAAAGCCAGUGGGCUCCUGUUGCUGUUCGUUGUUCGGCAUUACGAUGCAUUGGUGACCUUAUUUGUGGACAUCCCAGAAACCUUGAGGCUCUUGGAAGCAAAAUUCUUGGGGAAGGACUGCAAGAAGCUGCUUUGAACUCAAUUCUGCGGAUUAUCUUGAGGACUUCUAGUACACAAGAGUUUGUUGCAGCUGAUUAUGUUUUCAAGAGCUUUUGUGAGAAAAAUGCUGAUGGGCAAGCCAUGUUGGCAUCAACGUUAAUUCCUCAACCGUAUUCCAUGACUCAUGCUCCACUUGAGGAGGAUGUGAACAUGUCCUUUGGAAGAAUGCUACUACAAGGUCUUACUUUGAGUGAAAGCGAUGGAGAUAUUGAGACUUGCUGCAGUGCUGCUAGUGUUCUUUCUCACAUACUCAAGGACAAUAUCCAAUGCAAGGAAAGGGUUUUGCGAAUUGAACUUGAGGCGCCCAUGCCAUCCUUAGGUGCUCCUGAGCCACUUAUGCACCGCAUGGUAAAAUAUUUGGCUCUUGCCUCUUCCAUGAAAAACAGAGAUGGGAAGUCGAACGCAUCAGGGAACUUGUAUGCCCAACCAAUUAUUUUGAAAUUGCUGGUGACCUGGCUUGCUGACUGUCCUAAUGCAGUAAACUGUUUCCUAGAUUCACGUCCACACCUUACAUAUUUGAUUGAGUUGGUGGCAAAUGAAUCCGAAUCAGUGUGCACAAGGGGGUUAGCUGCCGUUAUUUUGGGAGAAUGUGUAAUCUAUAAUACAUCACCUGAAGCUGGUAAAGAUGCUUUCUCAGUAGUUGAUAUGAUAAGCCAGAAAAUUGGGCUCGCAUCUUACUUUCUGAAGUUCGAUGAGAUGCAAAAGACGUACCUUUUUGCUUCUGCAAGCGCAGCCCAACCCCGCAAAUCACUUACAAGAUCUACUGCUGCUAGUAUGGCAGAUAUUGAAAAUGUUGAUGAAAACUACUUACCUGAUGGGAAAAAUGAUCAUCCCAUUCUGUCAUCAAUCUUUGAUUCUCUUUUUGUUACUCUAGUUAAGAGCCUGGAGGCAGAUAUUAGGGAAAAAAUUGUUGAUGUUUACAGUCAUCCAAAGAGCAAGGUAGCUGUGGUGCCAGCUGAACUGGAACAGAAAAGUGGGGAAAGUGAAGCUGAGUAUAUAAAGCGGCUGAAAGCAUUUGUGGAAAAGCAAUGUACUGAGAUACAGGAUCUUCUUGGUCGGAAUGCAAUUUUGGCCGAGGACCUGGCAAAGAGUGGUGGGGGCAGUAAUUCCCAUUCUGAGCAGAGAGUGGGUGGGGCCGCAGAUAGGGUCCAAGUGGAGACACUUAGACGAGAUCUAAAAGAAACAACUCAACGGUUGGAAUUGCUCAUGGCUGAGAAAGCCAAGGUUGAAUCAGAUGCAUCCAUGUACCAGAACUUAGCCAGCAAGAUCGAAUCUGACUUGAAGAGCUUAUCUGAUGCUUACAACAGUCUUGAACAAGCCAACUUCCAUUUGGAAAACGAGGUGAAAGCUUUGAGGGACGGAGGGCCUUCGACCUUCCCCGAUGUCAAGGCAAUAAAAGCCGAAGCGAGGGAGGAAGCCCAGAAAGAGAGUGAAGCAGAGCUGAAUGAUUUGCUGGUGUGCCUUGGGCAAGAACAGAGCAAAGUAGAAAAACUAAGCGCAAGGCUAUUGGAGUUGGGAGAGGACGUGGACAAACUGCUUGAAGGUAUUGGGGAUGAUGUCGGACUUCCUGAAGAUAGUGAAGAGGAGGAUGAGUAAUGCAAAAUUGUGCUCAUGAAUGAAUUGGCUUCUGUUUUUACUUCGUUGCUUUUGUCUUCCUCUCUCCAUGUACAUUUGUUGUUGAACUGUACAGUUACAAAUUUGGGAUGCUCAAAUUCUGGAUCUAACUUUUUUUUCUUAA